This is a messenger RNA of Drosophila persimilis, 1462 nucleotides long. RefSeq names its product serine protease 7. Gene Ontology annotation, molecular function: serine-type endopeptidase activity. NCBI's taxonomy places the organism in Eukaryota, Metazoa, Arthropoda, Insecta, Diptera, Drosophilidae. The transcript is spliced from 3 exons. The record is from RefSeq and is a predicted model, not a curated record. Gene Ontology annotation, biological process: proteolysis. The coding region runs from base 37 to 1308 and encodes 423 amino acids.
GAUCCCAAGUGAAUAAGUGCAAUUUAUUACCCAAAAAUGAAGGUGUUCGCGACGGUAUUUCUCUGCAUUCUGAUUGCCAAAGCUGCAAGGGCCCAAUAUGACCGAUGUGUGAACCCGAACCAGCGGGCCGGUCUUUGUGUGCACAUCAACGAGUGCCAGACCCUCUACUCGGUCUUGAAGCAGGCCAGCCUCUCGACGCUGGAGAAGCAGUUUCUCAAGGCCUCGGCUUGUGGGAUGGGUACUGACAACCGGCCUUUCGUCUGUUGCACCCAGGACACGGGCUACACAAGAAACAGGCGCCUCACACCUUCCUUUGCGGACUAUGACGGAUUUGGUGUGGACUGGAGGGAGGAGAGGCCGAACAAUUUCGCAUUUCCGAAUGAAGCACGCCGCUCCUGGAAUUUUGGCGGUAAUGGCCAACGAUUUGACAGUACUCCGGCUCAGACACAGCCGAGAGGACAGUCGAUAACCAGCGAUGGCUCCAGCCUCUUGCCGCAGCCCCCCACCUGCGGUGGUGUUGCCAUAAAGAACAGAAUCUACGACGGUGAGGACACCGAUCUCAACGAGUUUCCCUGGAUGGUGCUCAUGGAGUACCGCAGACGUAGCGGCAACGGCCUCUCCACCAGCUGCGCAGGAUCGCUAAUCAAUCAGCGGUACGUCUUGACAGCAGCCCAUUGCUUGACGGGACGCAUCGAAAGGGAGAUUGGACCACUCGCCUCGGUUCGUUUGGGCGAGCACGACACGCGCAGUGCGGUUGACUGUCCCAGCGGUGGAGGAGGUUGUUCUCCGGAGGCCCAGCGCCUGGGCUUCGAGGAGAUCCGAGUGCACGAGCUCUACAGCGAGAAGUCGCCCAACCAGAUCCACGACAUCGGCCUGGUACGCCUGGAGCGGAAUGUACGCUACUCGGACAGUAUUCGCCCCAUAUGCCUACCUGGAGUCGUGGGUCCGGAGUCGCGGCAGGGAGGUCAGGAGUUCACAGUGGCAGGCUGGGGACGUACCCUGAAGAUGGCCAGGAGUCCGGUGAAGCAGAAGGUGGUCGUGAACUAUGUGGAGCCGGCGCGGUGCCGGCAAAGGUUCGCCCAGAUUAAGAUUAAUGUGGAGCCGACCCAGAUGUGUGCAGGCGGACGUUUUAGGCAAGACAGCUGCGACGGUGACUCCGGUGGCCCAUUGAUGCGGUUCCGCGAUAAUGCCUGGGUCCUUGAGGGCAUCGUCUCCUUCGGUUAUAAGUGCGGCCUCAAGGAUUGGCCGGGAGUCUAUACGAGUGUGACUGCCUACGACAUUUGGAUCAGACAGAAUGUGAGGGCUUAGAGCCCCUACUGGAUAGGGUAUCUAGCAGAUGCUAGCAUAAGUUCAAAGCUCAAAAUGUGAUCUUAUUUUGUCUAAGAUUAAUGUAGAACCUAACUUAGAUUAUCCGAGUAUAUUUAAACUAUAAUCAAAUAAUAUAAACCCUGAGUUAAAAGCG